Molecule: messenger RNA, 198 nt
Organism: Aspergillus melleus
Lineage: Eukaryota; Fungi; Ascomycota; Eurotiomycetes; Eurotiales; Aspergillaceae
Exons: 1
Coding region: 1-198 (65 amino acids)
Source: RefSeq, a predicted model, not a curated record
AUGGAUGGGCCCAUUACCACCGACAGUGACUAUACUGCCUCGCAGCGUCCAUUUUCAGGGUCGAUCGGCUUCUCUAUGGAUGACGAGGGGACUAGUCGCAGAGGAAGCGCCGUUGGACACCCUCUAGCGCAGCCGAUACCAGCUACCAACGGCUUGAGGUACAACGCCCAACAGUCUGCGAUGCAGGAUGUGCCGUAA